GGAGAAGAGAGGGAGGAGGGUAGGGAAGAAGAAAGAGAGCAGGAAGACCUGAUAGAAGAACAAGAAAAAGAAGCAGAAGAGAAGAAGAGGAAAAAGAAGAAGCAGAAGAUGAAGAAGGUGAAAUCUAAUAAAAAUAUGGUAACAGAAGCAGUAGGGACAGCUCAGACCCCAACUACAAUACCGGCAGAUGACAACUUGUCCUAUAUCUUGUCUAGACUGAGCGGCAUUGAAUCCGCUAUCCAUCGCCUCAAUGUCCAGUUCUACGGUCUGGAUGUGAAAGUGUCGCAGAUGUAUCAGAGUCUCUCUAAGAUGCGGAACAAGCUCAGCGACGCAGACGAUGCCAUCACCACUGUGUCAGAAAUGAAUCUCAGGAACCAGAGACAGAUUGGACAGAUUGAAGGUUGUUUGAAAGGCAAGAGGUACACACGCAAGUGCUACCUCAUUUUCCAGCAUUUUGAAGAUUACGAUACAGCACAAAAGCAUUGCUACAGCCGCGGUGGAAACCUGGCAAUGCCCAUUGAUCAGCAAGAAUUUGGAGCUGUGGCACAAUAUGUUCAUGAUGUCUUCUUCCCCUUUAACUGGCCUGUCUGGAUUGGCAUUAAUGAUCGUCGCUCGGAUGGGCUGUACUUGUUUGAGAACGGGCAUCGGGUUUCUUAUUAUAACUGGUUCAAAGAUCCCUUAGUGACGGAGCCAAACGGUGGCGUCAAGGAAAACUGUGUGUCCAUCUCCUCAAAUGAUGGGAAAUGGUGGGACAGUGACUGCACCCGUAGGAUGUACUAUAUUUGCGAAUACUGAGCUGAAAGUCAAAGGGCCUCCUCAGUUAAAGGAACAGCCCAGGCCAAAACUCAUGUUUCAGCUUCAAAAGGGUAAUAAUAACUGCACGGUCACUAGAAAUGAUACAUUUGUACUUCUCCCAGCAGCCUCUUAAAAAAAUUCCAGUGGGUUGGUGGUGGGACGACCAACCACCAAAUAAAUGCAACUGGGAUGGUGGUGGGAUCAUAGGUGUGCGCAGGGAGUCUGCCAGGUAUGCCUGGGCACACCCUAACCACUCUCUGUGGUGCCAAUUUCCCCUACUGCCUGAGCUUACCCUUGUCUUGCACCCCCCCCCCCCCACAGUGCUGCUGGCAUC
Rana temporaria (common frog) is the source of this 1129-nucleotide messenger RNA. RefSeq names its product C-type lectin domain containing 11A (gene CLEC11A). The transcript is spliced from 3 exons. The record is from RefSeq and is a predicted model, not a curated record. The coding region runs from base 109 to 795 and encodes 228 amino acids. Lineage: Eukaryota; Metazoa; Chordata; Amphibia; Anura; Ranidae.